AUGGCUGGCCAGCAAACCACUUUCACGCUGCGACAAAUUCUCACUCAAAAUAAGCCAUUAAUAGCCUCGCAAACAAAACCUGGAAGAAACACUUCUAAUAGCGAGUGGCCAAAGCUAAGCAAUAUUACUCUCUGGAAGGAGUUUACGCUGGAGAAUCUGAACGAUAGCUACGGACAUGUCCUUAACUCUUAUUUCACAGCACACCAAACACCUCCUGUGCCCGCAGAACUCAAUAGGGUGGUUAUUAGAUCAGACAAAGACGUCCGAGGCUUAAUUGGUUGGCACGAUAGGGUGUUGCGACAGACUCUUGGCUUCGCCAUGGAAUUCCUCACGCUCCACCAAGACAGCAAUCUCAGGACCCAAUGCUCGACUCCUGAUAAUUCCUUUAUUGCGAAGUUACAUCUAUCCGGUUCUCUGGUUGUGGAUCACAUCAUCGAACUCGACAAUCACCAUCAACCGGCUCUGGUUGUUGGCCUCGCAAGGGCCAGCUCGAAAUGGAAGUGCCAGAAAGUCUUGGUCAACCUCAACCCCAAUACACCACUGCCCUCCAAGAAAGAGCCAACAUUCCCUAUUAUACAGCUUGGAAAUAUAUGUGAAAAGGCAGGAACUCGUUAUGGGUAUAUACAGACUAAUGAAGAGCUGGUUGCAUGCUGCUUCAGCUAUGCUGCUGUGGGAGAAGGGCAGGCAGCGGGCACAGGCAGCACAAGUGGAACGACGGGCAGAGAACUCAAGGCAUCCAUCAUGCCUAUCCCAUGGACCAAGCGCGGUGUAAAUAUGUUGACGACAGAACUCGCUCUGUGGUGGCUCUGUAUGCUGGCGAUGGCACCUGACCACGACCGCAGCAUUACGACUGAGGAUAAGAUGGUCAAGAUCAACGAGUGGCAGUGGUGUGAUCUGGGCGUGGAGCUAGGAGGACUGGCAUAUUACCAUCGAUAUUCCAGACACAUCAGCAUGACGAAACCUAUGUCUGCUGCUCUUCCCAGUUACAGCAAUCCUCCUCCAGGCAAUCCUGCCGAGUUUUCGAAUUGGCUUCCCGUGGCGACGCAGGCGGAUUUAGGAUACAAUUACGCCCUCAACGAGUCGUUCCCUGAUGUCAACCAGGACGCUACGGGAGCCCUGGCAGAAGGGCCAAGCUUUUCAGAUGUUGCCAACGCAAAUCCUUCAAGUGGUGGCUGGGUUUAA
Pochonia chlamydosporia 170 is the source of this 1182-nucleotide messenger RNA. RefSeq lists its product as hypothetical. The record is from RefSeq and is a predicted model, not a curated record. The transcript has a single exon. Lineage: Eukaryota; Fungi; Ascomycota; Sordariomycetes; Hypocreales; Clavicipitaceae. Bases 1 to 1182 code for a protein of 393 amino acids.